UUUGGUGGAUGAAGUGCUUUCUGUCUAGUGAGGGUCCCAGGAUGUCUAGCUUCUGAUACUAAGGAGCCCUUUCAGAUCCAGGGACUGAAGGGUUAUUACUGUGGUGCUAGAGCUAUGCAGCUGGAGCAUUGUCUUUCUCCCUCUAUCAUGCUCUCCAAGAAAUUUCUCAAUGUGAGCAGCAGUUACCCACAUGCAGGCGGAUCUGAGCUUGCCUUGCAUGAUCAUCCCAUUAUCUCGACCACUGACAACCUGGAGAGAAGUUCACCUUUGAAAAAAAUUACCAGGGGGAUGACGAAUCAGUCAGAUACAGACAAUUUUCCUGACUCCAAGGACACACCAGGGGACGUCCAGAGAAAUAAACUCUCUCCCGUCUUGGACGGGGUCUCUGAGCUUCGUCACAGUUUCGAUGGAUCUGCUGCAGAUCGCUAUCUGCUCUCUCAGUCCAGCCAGCCCCAGUCUGCUGCCUCUGCUCCUAGUACCAUGUUCCCUUACCCCAGCCAGCAUGGACCUGCUCACCCAGCCUUCUCCAUCGCCAGCCCCAGCCGCUACAUGGCUCACCAUCCUGUGAUCACCAACGGAGCUUAUAACAGCCUCCUGUCCAACUCUUCUCCACAAGGCUACCCCACGGCGGGCUACCCGUACCCCCAGCAGUAUGGCCAUUCCUAUCAAGGGGCACCUUUCUACCAGUUCUCCUCCACCCAGCCGGGGCUAGUUCCCGGGAAGGCUCAGGUCUACCUGUGCAACAGGCCACUCUGGCUGAAAUUUCACCGGCACCAGACGGAGAUGAUCAUCACGAAGCAGGGGAGGCGUAUGUUCCCUUUCCUAAGUUUUAAUAUUUCUGGUCUCGACCCCACGGCUCACUACAAUAUUUUUGUGGAUGUAAUUUUGGCGGAUCCCAACCACUGGAGAUUUCAGGGAGGCAAAUGGGUUCCUUGCGGCAAGGCGGACACCAAUGUACAAGGAAACCGGGUGUACAUGCACCCCGACUCCCCCAACACGGGAGCCCACUGGAUGCGCCAGGAAAUCUCCUUUGGGAAACUAAAACUCACAAACAAUAAAGGAGCAUCAAACAACAACGGGCAGAUGGUGGUUCUGCAGUCCCUCCACAAGUACCAGCCCCGGUUGCAUGUGGUAGAGGUGAACGAAGACGGGACGGAGGACACCAACCAGCCGGGCAGAGUGCAGACCUUCACCUUCCCCGAGACCCAGUUCAUCGCAGUCACCGCCUACCAGAACACCGAUAUCACACAGCUGAAAAUAGACCACAACCCUUUCGCAAAAGGCUUCCGAGACAAUUAUGACACGAUCUACACGGGCUGCGAUAUGGACCGGCUGACGCCUUCCCCCAACGACUCGCCCCGCUCGCAGAUCGUGCCCGGGGCCCGCUACGCCAUGGCCGGCUCCUUCCUCCAGGACCAGUUCGUGAGUAACUACGCCAAGUCCCGCUUCCACCCCGGGGCAGGAGCCGGCCCGGGGCCCGGCGCCGACCGCAGCGUGCCCCACACCAACGGGCUGCUCUCCCCACAGCAAGCCGAGGACCCGGGGGCCCCCUCGCCGCAGCGCUGGUUCGUCGCCCCCGCCAACAACCGCCUCGACUUCGCCGCCUCCGCCUACGACACGGCCACCGACUUCGCCGGCAACGCGGCCACCCUGCUUUCCUACGCGGCCGCCGGCGUCAAGGCGCUACCGCUGCAGGCGGCCGGCUGCGCCGGGCGGCCGCUGGGCUACUACGCCGACCCCUCGGGCUGGGGGGCCCGCAGCCCCCCGCAGUACUGCAGCAAGUCGGGCUCCGUCCUCUCCUGCUGGCCCAACAGCGCGGCGGCGGCCCGCAUGGCGGCCGGCAACCCCUACCUGGGGGAGGAGGCGGAGAGCCUGGCCCCCGAGCGGUCCCCCUUGCCGGGCGCCGAGGACUCCAAGCCCAAAGAUUUGUCCGACUCCAGCUGGAUCGAGACCCCCUCGUCCAUUAAGUCCAUCGACUCCACCGAUUCUGGGAUUUACGAGCAGGCCAAAAGGAGGCGGAUCUCCCCCUCGGACACCCCGGUGUCCGAGAGCUCCUCGCCGCUCAAGAGCGAGGUGCUCACCCAGCGGGACUGCGAAAAGACCUGCGCCAAGGACAUCGGCUACUACGGCUUCUACUCGCACAGCUAAGGCGCGGCCAGCCCGGCCCCGCCGUCCUUUUGCACAAUAACUCCUCCGCGUUAGCGCACUGACCCCCCGCCCCUAGCGCCCCAUCCGCACCCCCGGCCCGGCAGGCAGAGCCGCGGCUGCCGCCGCCCCCCCCGGCUCCGCUCCGCUCCCCGCCAGGCCCGGCCCGGGGGCGCGGGGGGCACUGCCGCUCCGAGACCCACUGAUAAGUAGGAUGCUUAGACUCUCAGAACCGUACAGCGCUUCCUUCCUUUCACCACGGAUGGAUUCUAGGGGAUAACAGUAAUAGUGGGGGAAAAGAGCCUGUGAAAUGCCUGUACAUAAUAUUUAAUUUAUUGUAACCGACUACUUUUCUUUAGUUCUGUUUCCUCCUUAUUUGUUCGGAUUUUUCCUUUUUUUUUUUUUUUUUUCCUUUUUUUUUUUUGUUUUUUCUUUUUUUUUUUUUUCUUUCCUUUUUUUUUUUCCCUUUUUGUUUUCAUUGUUAAGUCACAAAACUUAGAUCCUGUUUAAAUUUCCUUUUAAAAUCCCCCUCCCCCCCGCCGCCCUUUGCUCCCUCUUCCCCCUGGUCCUCCCCAGGUAAACACCCUUUCUAAAUGCCUCUGGAAAUGUAGGGUGGUCCAAUAGCUGUAGCAGCGAGUAAUGGGUUUCUCACUUUCUCUGCAAUUCCUCGCAUGACAUAAUUACGCCGUGCCCUGGGCUAACACAGCUAAGGAAUAGCUCAGCUUUCCCUUCAAAAGAACAGAAAUAAGUCUCGUAGGAAAGUCGAUUAAAGUAGCAUGACGCCUUCCAAAAACAAAAUUAACUGCCUCUGUAUUUUUCUUUAAAAGGAGUAGCUCGACAUCAGCAAUAUUAUUAUUUUUGUGGUAUUCCUUGCCCCCCCCCCGCCCCCAAGUGCCAAAUCCAUUACUGGUCCCUGCAGGUGCCAAAUAUGCUGACAAACUCUUUUCAAAUUUCUUUGCAGUUUUCCCCUCUUUCUUUAUAUUGCUGUAAAUCUUUGUAAUGAAUAAUCUAAAAAAAAAAAAAAAAAAAGAAAAAAAAAGAUAUAGACGACUGAAUUGUUGGUAACCAUAGUGUAGUCCAGUGAAGAUGAAUCGUGAGUUGUAUAUUUUACUGCAUUUAGUUUUGGAAUUGACUUUUUCAUAAAGUAGCUAACCGAGAUCUGACUUCCUGGGGAAUCAAAUGCACAUCGAAAGUAAGAGCGAUCUUUCCUUGUAAACCUCUUAUUAUAUUAAUGAAGGACAACUAAUGUCCCUCCAGGUGUCCCCCCCGGCGAAGCAGAAUAGUAAGUCUUCGAAUUUUGAGUAGCAAAUCUAUACAAUUAACGCAUUUUUAUAUUGAAAAAAAUACCACAAUUACAAACUGAAAUAUGCAUCAGGCUAAAUAUUCAGUCUAGAUUACACUCGAGGAAAUUUCCUAAUAGAAAUUCAGGGUCAUAAACGUGUGUAUAUUUUUGACUCUUCUGUAAAUCGAAUGUUGUGAUUUUUAUAUUUGUUCUGUUACGUCUGUGGAACUGAAUAAUUUAUACCAGUACAUGCUCCAUUGAGAAAUGUUUCGGUUUUUGCCCGUUUGUAUCGUCUGUGUAUAACAAGUAAAAUAAACCUGGCAAAACGUUAA
Calidris pugnax (ruff) is the source of this 3759-nucleotide messenger RNA. RefSeq names its product T-box, brain 1 (gene TBR1). Gene Ontology annotation, biological process: positive regulation of DNA-templated transcription; regulation of transcription by RNA polymerase II; cell fate specification. The transcript is spliced from 6 exons. Gene Ontology annotation, molecular function: RNA polymerase II cis-regulatory region sequence-specific DNA binding; DNA-binding transcription factor activity, RNA polymerase II-specific. The coding region runs from base 115 to 2148 and encodes 677 amino acids. The record is from RefSeq and is a predicted model, not a curated record. NCBI's taxonomy places the organism in Eukaryota, Metazoa, Chordata, Aves, Charadriiformes, Scolopacidae. Gene Ontology annotation, cellular component: nucleus.